UAAAGAAUCCGACGUAGCGGACUGAAGAAGUGGUUUUGUUGGUUUGCUAAUCACCACGGACGUCACCGUGUCUUUGUAUACAACCUUUUAAGUUUCAACCCCAAUUCCUUGAUCUCAGUCCAACUGUUCGUUCGAUUCAGAUCUGAACUGCCAACUCCACUCGCCAUGGCGGAAUCAGGUGGCGAUGGCUCCUCGUCACCGCCUCCGGCGACUCCGUACGAGAAGGCACUGGACGCUCUAUCCUCCUUGAUCACAAAACGCAGUCGUGCCGAUAAGAGCAACAAGGGCGACCGCUUCGACCUCCUCUUCGACUAUCUCAAAAUCCUGGAGUUGGAGGAGCCAAUUGAACGGAUGAAGAUUAUUCACGUUGCCGGCACCAAAGGCAAGGGAUCCACCUGCACCUUCACAGAGUCGAUAUUACGCCAUUGCGGCUUUCGCACUGGACUUUUCACGUCUCCUCAUCUCAUUGAUGUUCGAGAAAGAUUCCGGUUGGAUGGUUUGGACAUCAGUGAAGAGAAAUUUUUAGCAUAUUUCUGGUGGUGUUUUGAGAGACUUAAGGAAAAAUCUACUGACUAUAUACCAAUGCCCACCUACUUUCGCUUCCUUGCCUUGCUUGCCUUUAAGAUAUUCGCAGCAGAACAGGUAGAUGUUGCUAUAUUGGAGGUAGGGUUAGGCGGAAGGUUUGAUGCAACAAAUGUGGUUCAGGCGCCUGUUGUCUGUGGUAUAUCUUCCCUUGGAUAUGACCACAUGGAGAUUCUUGGAAAUACUCUGGGAGCAAUUGCUGGGGAGAAGGCUGGAAUCUUCAAGUCUAGGGUUCCUGCCUUGACUGUACCUCAACCUGAUGAAGCAAUGCGUGUACUGGAAGAGAAGGCUUCUCAGUUGGAUGUUCCCCUUCAACUGGUACAACCGCUGGAUCCCGAUAUGCUGAAUGGCAUAAAACUUGGGCUUGCAGGCGAGCACCAAUAUGUUAAUGCUGGUCUUGCUAUUGCACUGUCCUCUACAUGGCUCCAGAGGACUGGUCACCUUGAAUACCCAGAACAUACUACCUCUCUGCCGGAGCAGUUCAUAAAAGGACUAACCGCUACAGUCAGUUUACAAGGACGGGCUCAAAUAGUCCCUGAUCGCUUUAUUAACAGUGAAAGCCCUGAAGAUCUUGUGUUUUAUUUGGACGGUGCACAUAGCCCAGAAAGCAUGGAAAUAUGCGCAAGAUGGUUUUCUCUUUCUGUUCAGCCACCCAGUACUUCUGGAUCAUCACAUGAUCCGGUACAGAGGCACCCUGUUGAAAAAGUUGGGAAGAAUUCGGAACAGAUACUGCUGUUUAAUUGUAUGUCAGUGAGGGAUCCUCAGUUGCUUCUUCCGAAUCUGAUGAAAACAUGUGCUAGUCAUGGUGUCUACUUCAAGAAGGCUCUGUUUGUACCAAACACAUCAGUGUAUUACAAGGUCGGUUCACAUUCCUUACCUCCAACUGAUUCUCAAGUGGAUUUGUCGUGGCAGUUUGCUCUUCAAAAAGUAUGGGAAAAUCUAAUGCAGGGUAACAAAGGAGGCGCUGACAAUAGUGCAGCCACGGUUUGUGAAGAACUGACAGAUGAUAAGGGGAUCGCUGUCAAAAGUUGCGAAAAUAGUGCAGUUUUCCCCUCUCUCCCAUCAGCUAUACAAUGGCUCAGGGACACUGUCCGACAAAGUAAAUCCGUUCGUUUUCAGGUCCUUGUAACUGGUUCGUUACAUCUUGUUGGCGACGUGUUGAGAUUAAUCAAGAAGUGAGGCGUAGUACGAAGCUGAAACCCUAAAUUUGCAAAGUCCUUCGAACUGCAAGAUGUUCUGUAUUCAUGGAGUCAUGGGAAGAGCCGUGAAACCGUUCUAAUUUCCAACAACUCCGAGAUGGUUCAGUGCCGCCUGCCCUGACGUGCUUCUGCUACAUGUUGUAUGUUGUCAACUGCCAUAGAUUUCGGGUCGGCAUUUCUUAGUGACUACAGUUCAAUCAAGACAAUGACACAAACUUUUUCCAGCAUUUUUUUGGGGUGGGGAUGUUUCCACCCCCCCCCUCCCUUUUCUGUAUUGCUAUAACCACACUUUUCAAUUCUGUCUACAGAUUUUUGUAUGCAAGAGAAUAGGGCAAAAUUACCCCCUCACUUUUCGUUCAAUUUCAAAUUCGUACGCCUUUCAAUUU
This is a messenger RNA of Malus domestica (apple), 2167 nucleotides long. RefSeq names its product folylpolyglutamate synthase-like. Lineage: Eukaryota; Viridiplantae; Streptophyta; Magnoliopsida; Rosales; Rosaceae. Gene Ontology annotation, biological process: tetrahydrofolylpolyglutamate biosynthetic process. Gene Ontology annotation, molecular function: ATP binding; tetrahydrofolylpolyglutamate synthase activity. The record is from RefSeq and is a predicted model, not a curated record. Gene Ontology annotation, cellular component: cytosol; cytoplasm; mitochondrion.